GAAAUUUCUUGAACGAAGAAGCUAGAGUGUUGUCGGUGAUUGAACGUAUUCCGUAUUUAGAGGUUGUUAAACAAAGUACAUACAAAAGGGAAAAUUUUCAGUGAAUAAUGUUGAAUAUCCUUGAUUUUGUAAGAAAAAUGCUGCGUAUGUUACAACGAUGAAGGUGCACAUUGUCAUAUAUAUCUGUGCUUCAAAUGAUCUGUCACUACUACCCUAGUCAACAGAGUGGGUUUUACAAUAUUCUGUAGAAGCUGAGUAGCCAUCUUUGAAUCAUUGUAUAAAGUUUUCGUUACUUUUGAAUUCGAAAUCACUAUUUGAUAAUAUGAAUACAGUAAUAGAUCCACAGCCAAAUACAGAAAGUAACAUUUGAUCCUAUUGUAACGACUUACUCUAAACAUUCUGGUUAUUGGUAGUAUUUGAAUGCUGACGUAUAUACUGAACACACUUUUCGGCUUUUCUGGAAUUUUGCGGUAGAGACGAAGAAUUGAAAUGAAUGUGGAACACUUUUCAGGGAAGGGGAUUAAUUUCCUGGAGGAGAGUUGAUGUCUCUGUGGAAUUGUGGUCGCUGUUCAUUGUUCAGCCCCCAAAUGAUACGUAAAUGAAUAUGGAAUAGUAGUGAAAUGACAGUAGUGAUAAUGAUAUUGGAAAACUGAAGAACUUGGAGAGAAACGUGUCCCAGUGCAACUUUGUCCAUCACAGAUCCCACAUUGACUGCCCUAGGUGUGAACCUGGUCUUCCAUGAUUUUCUCCAAAUAUUGAGGUUGUGAAGUGCAGUGACAGUCCUUCAAAAUGGAGAGGCGAAAAGUGUGCCUCUUCUGUAACCGGGAUGAGAACAAUGAAUUGCUGUUUGGGAAGAUUUAUGAGCUAGAUGACAUAGUGACACAUUACUAUUGUCUUCUCUUGUCUUCAAACAUGGAGCAGAAUGGUGAAGAUGAUGAUGGCAUCUUGGGUUUUCUGAAAGAGGACAUUAUAAAGGAAUACAAGAGGGGGCGGCGCCUGAUUUGCUGGUACUGCAAGAGAUCUGGAGCAACGUUGGGCUGUUGUGUAGCCAAGUGUAAAAAGGUGUUCCACUUGCCCUGUGGACACCAGGAAGGAUCCUUGCAUCAGUUCUUCGGACAGUUCAAGUCGUACUGUGUUGUGCAUAGACCAGUCCAGAAGAUUGACCCUCAGGUAAUGAUGGAAGUCAAGACCAGAGAAGCUACUUGUACCAUAUGCUAUGAUAAUGUUCAACCCACGAACUGCCAUUCAACUUUGUGGGCUCCUUGCUGUCGCAUAAAUGCGUGGUUCCACAGAGACUGCAUACAGAAGCUAGCGAUGAGUGCUGGAUAUUUCUUUAAAUGUCCCCUGUGUAAUAACAAGACUACGUUUCAGAAGGCCAUGUUGGACUUUGGUAUUUAUAUUCCAGAGCAAGAUGCUUCUUGGGAAUUAGUGCCAAAUGCCUUCCAGGAACUUUUGCAUCGGCAUGAUUGUUGCGACGCCAGGCAGUGUCUCUGCCCAAAGGGACGUUUUCACUCAACGGUUGGAACUCGCUGGGAGCUCGUACUCUGUAGGUAUUGUGGUUCGCAGGGCAUUCAUGUCGGUUGUGGUUCGUUAAAGUGGUCAAACCCCGAGUGGCAGUGUGAGGAAUGUAAUACGAUGCUUAAGCAGGCACAGGAGCAGGGUGAUACAGAUGAGGAGGAUGAAGCUGACCCAACACCUAACAGAAUCACUGAAUCUCCUCCCCGGCGAAAACGGCGGUAUAAUGGCAAGUCUGGGGUGUCACAGAGGCCACAAUGUCAUAAUGAUAUAGUCUCUGCUCCAUCGUCAGAUGUUUCCACUUCAUCAUCCCAGAGUCCAGGAACACCCGAAAGUAAUUCGUUGGCAACUGCAGUCAUAGAGGUUAGUGAUGAUGAUGUUAUAGAAAUCUUUGAUGAUGAUGAUGAUGAUGAUGAUCUUCCAGUAAAAAGGACCUCACAAGAUAACCGUAACAUGAUUGUAUCCUCUGAUGGUGUAGCUAUACCCGUGAUCAAGGUAGAAAGCAUUCCAUCUGCUAAGGAGGGACAGAAUUUCUGUGUGGUGGGUGGUUUGAAUGUGAAGGUACCUGGUGCGGUAAAAAAUACAAUGCGAAAUAGAGCUCAGCAUCCUUCAGUGUCACAAGUAAUUACUUUAAAUACAAGAGGGGAAGCAUCUAGAUCUGCCAGCAUUUUGGGAGCCAACUCCUCUGGUUUGUCAGUUGAAGGCAGCAAGCCCUUGAAUUCUACCUCAGCUGUCAAUAACAGCAAUCAGUCAUCUGGUUCUGCUCCGACCACUAGAGGAAUCUGUCUGUUGAAGUCUUACCUAAUGUCUGAGGGCGUGCAGAGAGGGUAUCCACACACUGACAAAGUUUCAGCUGUAAUGCAGCAGGCCAAUAGCCAGCCUCUGGCCAGAACCACUUCAGUACUUGGUGAAAGAAAGUGCGAUCAAAACCCAGACGGCUUCUCCGGUAUACAGCACAGUGGAACCAGAACAUCGCCCUAUAAUGCAGCAGUUGCAUCCUCAAGCCGGACUUGUGAUCGACCUUACAGAGUCAGAUAUGACCGACACCAGAACAGGAACAGUGUUGCAACUGACUUACGGGCGCAGCGAGAGUCCCGACAUAGUGUUCCUCGAGUAAUUCGUAGUGACUUUGUACAUAACGACUUCCAGUUCAGAGUUUCGGGUCCCAACACAUUACAGGUGGUGUUCUUCAAUCGUUAUGUUGUAAGUUUUGAUCUUCAGCUUCCCAGGAUGUCAAGGCCACCUCGAAAAACUCGGAAUCGAUCUGCGUCAUCUCUGCAGAAUGGAGCCACAGCCAUUUCUAACAAUAACGAUUACUCGCGAGAUUCUCGUUGAGAAAUUCAGCGCAGUCAACAAGUUGUUAACAACUUGAGAAAUGGUGAACGGAUUUCUUCAGAUGUUGAAAUCGGGGAGUUUUACUGAAAGUUAUCAACGCCGACUUUUUUUAAAACUCAAACAACACUUACAUGAAGACUCCACAUGAUGUCAGCUGCCAUGCCCCAGACACCCUACUUACGCAGUGGUGGAAUGUAACAUUCCUGACAUCACUGGCAGUAUUGACGGAUGUCACGGGUCAUAUUUUGGCAGAACAGAGAGCUUCCUGCUUAUGGCACGUAUUGGUAGGUAGUAGUUAGAACUAUUCCUCGUAUGAUUGCUAUGAAAAUGUCACUUCUUGUUAGUGAAGUUUCAUUAAAUUUAAUGAAGUGCAGUCUUAAAGUAAGUUUAAGAGGCGGGUAUGAAUCUUGAACUGAAGCACUGAAUCUCCUAUAUGUGUAAUACAGUUGUACCACAAGUAAACAUUUCAUACAUAUUCACCAUGAAAACUGAUGUACUUAGCAUACGGUGAUGUUUUUCAUGUCUUUGGAAGGCAGUAAUUGUUCAAACUGUAAUUUCACUGCAGUUUUCCCAUCUUUAAAGACUGCGGCCUCAGAUUUUGCCCGUGCUAAUAACAGACGACACCAAGGGAAGGACACAAGAGUACGACUGAUAUAGCUUGGGUAGUCAGAAUAAAUUCUUUACAAGUUGCCGUACAAUGAUGUAUAACGCACAUCAUCUAUUCAGUGAAUCACUUCAAGAAAAGGGCAGUCCUGCAUGCUUGCUUUCCAUUGCCCAUCCGUAUUAUUUUAUAAGACUGCAUACAAGAUUACAUCUUGGGAAUUGUGUGAUUUGGCUUUAAUGUGUGAAAUAAUACACGCGUACAGUUCCAUUUGUAAUUUUAAACAUUCUGUCUGGGAGAGAAACUGUUCAUGCAUUUAGUAGUCAUAGCUUAUUUUGAGUUGAUGUUCAUUUUAUGAUUGUGAACCCUUCAGUAGUGCCAGCCUCCAAACAUGAUAACAGAUGUCAGUUUUGUCAUGUCUUCAUCUGUGUGUGGUACAGAGCAGUGAUGUGGGGAUUAAAUCUGCUGUGUCCACGGUAGGACACCAUUUAAAUGGCUUCCUUUACUGGAGGGUUAAUGUUUUGUUCCUGAAGUAAAGUUUAUUUACAUGUUGAGGGGAACUUGCAGCCCUUCUGAACCUGCACUGACAAGGAAAUUUGCUGUUUCGAGGCAUUAAUAAUUAUCUAUUUUACUCUCUGCAGUAAGUUAUUUUAGAAGAAACUUGGUUGUGAAUUGAACUUCCGGAUUUUAUCUGCUUCCUCGAAAAGGGCGUGUUGUUACAAACAGACCUGAUAUUAAAAUGUCAAUAUUUUAUAAAAGAACAUGUGGCACUACACGUCAUUGCACUUGCUUCUAACUUUCUGUUGGUGUCAGCUUUUUGUGUUUAUUUCUUGUAACUUCACAAUAUAAAUAAUGUCGUGGUACCUCACGAAAUGCAGUGUGAUGAACAAGGCCUGUUGCAAUGGCUGUGCAGUUUUUCUGACAUUUACCAGCGAUAACAGUUCACUUAUGAAGUGCAGUCAUUUGAAUGGCUUUAUGAGUUAUUAGUUUGAAUGAAACUCGUGAAUGACAGUCAGAAGGAAACUUUUUGAGGAACCCAGAAAGCAGUACCUUUAAUGUUCCGUUAUGUCGUGUCUGUAUUUUACAAAUGACGAUUUAAGUAGAUUGAAAACUCAUUUCAUUUGUCAUUACUUAUUGUGUAGCGAGAACUAAAUAAAUUAUUUUGUACAAGGCAAUGGCA
Molecule: messenger RNA, 4631 nt
Organism: Zootermopsis nevadensis
Lineage: Eukaryota; Metazoa; Arthropoda; Insecta; Blattodea; Termopsidae
Source: RefSeq, a predicted model, not a curated record